CAGGAUGAAUCUGAUUAGUAGUUUUCUAGUUACAAAAUUUGGGGAGUAUUUUAUAGUUACAACUUACAGUGAACCAAAAGGAAGUUGGUGCAAAUUACUAGUGUACUACAACUUCGGAUUCCUUUUUCUUAAUUAAAUAAAAACCAAACAAGACUUUUCACCCAUUUAUAAGCUCGAGGGAAAUAUUUUAUAGUUCUAGUCUACUGCUACACAAUGAUGAAUGCUGCUAAAAAGAACCUUUUUCUGAAAGCUCUGCACCAAAAUCUUUCUUUUGGUUAGUUAGCUUUUUGGAUCCAAAUGGUAACUUUAGUAGUACUACUUAUUUUCUCAAUCUUUCUUCUUUGGGUUGGCAUUACUCCAGCUUCCAUGAGUCUUCUUUCACCUAAAGGUGUCAACUAUGAAGUGGCAGCAUUGAUGUCUAUGAAGAAUAAAAUGAGAGAUGAAUACCAUGUGUUAGAUGGAUGGGAUAUAAAUUCAGUUGAUCCUUGUACUUGGUACAUGGUUGGUUGUUCUUCAGAAGGCAAUGUUGUUUCUCUUGAAAUGGCGAGUAUGGGGUUAUCUGGCACACUUUCUCCUAGCAUUGGGAAUUUAACUUAUCUUCGGACACUGUUGUUGCAGAAUAAUCAGUUAUCUGGUCCAAUUCCUGCUGAGAUUGGAAAGCUCUCUGAACUGCUGACCCUUGACCUAUCUGGUAAUCAGUUUGAUGGAGAAAUUCCUAGGGCGUUGGGUCGCCUGAUUGGUUUAAGUUACUUGAGGCUUAGCAGGAACAGGUUGUCUGGACAAAUUCCUAAACCUGUGGCAUACCUUUCAGGUCUUUCAUUCUUGGAUUUAUCAUUCAAUAACCUUAGUGGUCCAACUCCAAAAAUUUUGGCCAAAGACUACAGUAUUGCUGGAAACAGCUUUCUUUGCUCUGCAUUGCACAUGCAAAAUUGCGGGGGUGUGCCAAGACCAGUAAAUGAAACAAAUUCAGACAGGAAGACUAGCAAUCAUCAUCGAUGGGUUGUUUCUGUUAUCAUUGGGGUCAGUUGCACAUUCAUACUUACAGUCAUGCUGCUUGUUUGUUGGGUGCAUUGGUACAGGUCUCGUUUCCUCACAGGAUAUGUGCAACAUGAUUACGAGUUCACCAUUGGCCACCUGAAGAGGUUUUCAUUCCGUGAACUGCAAGUUGCCACUGGAAAUUUCAGCUCUAAAAAUAUACUAGGACAAGGUGGAUUUGGAAUAGUCUACAAGGGAUACCUUCCAAAUAGGACAGUAGUGGCUGUCAAAAGAUUGAGAGAUCCAAGUUUCACUGGAGAAGUGCAGUUCCAAACAGAAGUUGAGAUGAUAGGCUUGGCUGUGCAUCGGAACCUUCUACGUCUGUAUGGAUUCUGUAUGACUUCAGAGGAAAGAUUACUUAUUUACCCUUAUAUGCCAAAUGGGAGUGUUGCCGAUUGCUUAAGAGACAAUGGUCAGGAUAAACCAUCUUUGGACUGGAGCAAGCGCAUGCAUAUAGCUCUUGGAGCUGCCAGAGGACUUCUGUAUUUGCAUGAACAGUGUAAUCCUAAAAUAAUUCACAGAGAUGUUAAGGCGGCUAAUAUUCUGCUUGAUGAGAGUUUUGAAGCUGUUGUUGGUGAUUUUGGUCUUGCGAAGCUUUUAGACUGUAGAGAUUCACAUGUUACAACCGCAGUUCGUGGUACUAUAGGUCAUAUAGCCCCGGAGUAUCUAUCAACUGGCCAAUCAUCUGAGAAGACAGAUGUGUUUGGAUAUGGGAUACUACUAUUUGAACUCAUUACCGGACACAAGGCAUUAGAUGCAGGCAAUGGUCAGGGUCAGAAAGGAACUAUCCUUGACCGGGAUUUUGUUUGAGCAUAACCAAAACCACUAUUUGACUUGAAAUUUUCACCAAAAUUGAUGCAAUAACUAGGGUGAGAAGCAGAAGUUGCUUCCUACGCACGUUAUGAGAGAAGUACAGUUCCGAAAUUCUUAAACAUUGCUCGAUAACCUGCUCUUUCUGCUGACCGCAUAAUCUGGUCAUGCCUGCGGGGCUUGUGGAAAAUCUUAUUCAAGGGUUUUUGAAUAUCGCUUACUGAUCACUGUGGUCUUUGAUGAACAAAAUUAUUGCCGUGUAUUACCUUACUCUUGCAUACUUUAAGCCCUUAAAUAAAUUAUUUGGUUGAUAUUUAUCACAUAAUAAUGUAAAACUUGCAUACUUAAGCCCUUGAAUAACUUAUUUGCUUGAUAUUAAUCAUGUUAUGUCGUUAUCAUGUAAGUCUGAACAACCAUAUGUAUUAUGCUAGAAUAGUCGUGUGGAAAAGGGUACCAGUUCUAUGCUUCUUCAGUUAUGAUUUUUCUCCCGUUUCAGGCUGUUUUAUGUGGAGCAGAGAUUUUCAGAACAUGAUAGAACUCAGACUUUGUUAUGUCUAUUAUUCGGUCCUAUUCAUUCUGACAACCUGUCCAU
This is a messenger RNA of Lycium ferocissimum, 2437 nucleotides long. Its product is annotated as probable LRR receptor-like serine/threonine-protein kinase At5g45780. The record is from RefSeq and is a predicted model, not a curated record. Gene Ontology annotation, molecular function: ATP binding; protein kinase activity. The transcript has 11 exons. The coding region runs from base 298 to 1845 and encodes 515 amino acids. NCBI's taxonomy places the organism in Eukaryota, Viridiplantae, Streptophyta, Magnoliopsida, Solanales, Solanaceae. Gene Ontology annotation, biological process: protein phosphorylation.